Molecule: messenger RNA, 1209 nt
Organism: Scheffersomyces coipomensis
Lineage: Eukaryota; Fungi; Ascomycota; Pichiomycetes; Serinales; Debaryomycetaceae
Product: phosphatidylglycerol phospholipase
Exons: 1
Coding region: 1-1209 (402 amino acids)
Biological process (GO): glycerophospholipid catabolic process
Molecular function (GO): phosphatidylglycerol phospholipase C activity
Source: RefSeq, a predicted model, not a curated record
AUGCCAUAUACUUCACCAGUUAUUUGUGGUCAUAGAGGAUUUAAAGCUAAAUUUCCUGAAAAUACGCUUUUAGGAUUUGGCAAAUGUUUUCAAAAUGGAGGUACUAUAGUUGAAACAGAUACUUGGUUAACCAAAGAUCAAAUUCUUAUUAUUAGUCAUGAUAUUAGUACUAAGAGAGUUUUCAUUGAUAAAGAUGGUAAUGAAACUAAUUUUAUUAUUCCUGAACAAAAUUAUGAAGAUUUAAAAGAUUUAAAAACCAUUGAAGGUAAUCAACCAUUAAUUACAUUUAAACAAUUAUUAACUUGGUAUGUUAAUUUCAUUGAACAUGAACUGGAAGAUAUUGAUGCUGAUGAAAAAUUUAAAAUCAUGUUAGAUAUUAAACCAUUGAAUCCACCUAAGAUAUUAAGAUUUAUUAUAAAGGAUUUAUUAUCAGUUAAAAAUGAUUUAAAUUGGUGGUUAAAUAAAGUUCAAUUUGGAGUUUGGGAUUUAAAUUUUAUCAAAUUUUUUAAUCAAGAUUCAUAUUUUCAAGAUCUUUUUUAUAAUCAAGAAUUUAAUAAUAAAUAUGGAUUUAACCAUUUUGAUAUUAUUAAUAUUAGUGGAAGUUGGAGAAGAUCAAUUCAAUAUAUUAAUUAUAAUUUUUAUUUAGAUUCUUUAAAAGCUAAAAAGGGAGGGGAAGAACGAAGUUAUUUUAAAAUCACUGGUAUUUCAUUAUUAUAUUUCCUGACUUGGUCGACUGAAUUCUUAACCAAAUUUAUCCCCCUUUUAAAAUUACAAAAUUUAAAGUUUUAUAGUUGGACAAUUAAUACUACUGAACAAUUUGAUUAUGUGAAUUCAAUUGGUAGAGUGGCCAAAUUACCCGAAUAUGGAGUUAUAAGUGAUUAUCCUGAUGUAAUGUAUCAACAUAAAUUAUCACUUGAACAAGAAUCAGAAGUUAAUCCAUUAGAUGAAUCUAAAGUUGGUAGUGGAGCUUUUGAAUAUUAUGAUGAAAAUGGAGAUUUAUCAAUUAAAUUAACUUAUAGACAAUUCUUUAUAAGUUGGUUAUUUCAUACAUUUAUACUGAUCACCAAUCCAAAUGCUAAUAAAAAAGUUGGAUUAGAUGAUGAUGAUAAAUUUAGUUCUAUAGUUAAAGAAGAUGAAAUUAUUAAAAUUAAACCAAAUCCAUUUUCAGUUUGGGUUUUUGCUACUUUACAACAUUUUGGUAUUUGUUAG